AUGUCCAACCGUCAUCUCUUCACCUCCCCGGACGGCCUCGUCGACAAGGCUCUGAGGGGUGUCAUUGCCUAUAACCCCUCGCUCAACCUGGACGAGUCCAACCGCGUGAUAUACAACAGCAGAUAUGAACGCUCCAAGGUGAGCCUCAUCAGCGGAGGUGGUUCCGGCCACGAGCCCGCCUGGGCCGGCUACGUCGGCGACAAGAUGCUCUCGGCCGCGGUCCAGGGUGACAUCUUUGCCAGCCCGAGCACCAAGCAGAUCCUCGCGGGAAUCGACGCGGUCCCCAGCGACAAGGGAACCAUACUCGUCGUCACGAACUACACGGGUGACUGCCUCCACUUCGGCCUGGCCAACGAGAAGGCAAAUGCAAAGGGUCACAAGUGCCGCAUGAUCAUCUGCGGCGACGACGUGUCGGUCGGCAGGAAGAAGGGCGGCAAGGUUGGCCGUCGUGGUCUCGCCGGCCAGAUUGGCGUCCUCAAGGUCAUGGGUGGUGCCUCGGAUGCCGGCGGCUCCCUCGACGAGGUGUAUGACCUGGGCGUGGCAUUUUCUCAGCAGAUUGUCUCCAUCGCUGCCACGAUUGACCACUGCCACGUCCCCGGCCGGGCCGAGCAUGCGACGCUCAAGCCCGACGAGGUCGAGCUCGGCACGGGCCCCCACAACGAGCCGGGAUACCAGAAGAUCACCCCCCAGCCCUCCGCCGCCGACCUGGUCAAGUCCAUCCUCAAGCUGUGCCUCGACGAGGAGGAUCCUGAGCGGGGCUUUGUCAGGUUCUCCCCCGGCGACGAGACGAUGCUGUUCGUCAGCAACUUUGGCGGCAUGUCGCAUCUCGAGACGUCGGCCCUGGUGGACGAGAUUCUCGAGCAGCUCGAGAGAGACUGGAAGCAGACGCCCACGCGCGUCGUCUCCGGCUUCCUCGAGACGUCCCUCAACGCCCCCGCCUUUAGCGUGUCGGUGGUCAACUUGACGGCGGCGUCCAAGAAGUGCGGCUACUCCGUCGACCAGAUCAAGUCCUUCUUCGACGUCCGCACCACGACCCACUGGGAGUCGCUCGCCGGCUCCCAGACACUGCGCCGCAGCCGCAAGGAGCAGCUGGUGCGCGCGCCCAAGGAGGAGCCCAAGAAGGUCGACGACGCCCGCGACCUCAAGGUCGACCCGGCCCUGCUGGACAAGGCGGUCCGGGCCGCCUGCAACGACCUCGUCAGGGCCGAGCCCGACCUGACCAAGUGGGACACGGUCAUGGGUGACGGCGACUGCGGCGAGACGCUCAAGACGGGGGCCACGGCCCUGCUCGCCGCCCUCGACGGCGGACUCGCCGAGAAGGGUUCCGUCGUCGAGCUCCUCCACGAGCUCGAAGACAUUGUGGAGAGCAAGAUGGGCGGCACCCUCGGUGGUAUCCUCGGCAUCUUCUUCGUCUCCCUCCGGGCAGCCGUCGAGAGCAACGUUGAGGUGGCCAGGUCCAAGGGCCCCGUCGCUCUCUGGGGCAAGGCCCUGACGGCGGCGCUGACCAGCCUCCGGAGCUACACGCCGGCCAAGGUGGGCGACCGCACGGUCAUGGACACGCUCAUCCCCUUUGCCGAGGGCGUGUCGACGGGUGACUUCGACGCCGGCACCGAGGCUGCCGUCAAGGGAGCGGAGGGCACCAGGACGCUCAAGCCCAAGCUAGGGCGUGCCACGUAUGUCGGUGCCGGGUCCAGCGACGACAGCGAGAUGCCUCCCGACCCCGGUGCUUGGGGUGCCAUGGUGGUGAUCAAGGGACUGCACAGCAACCUGUAG
Molecule: messenger RNA, 1773 nt
Organism: Geosmithia morbida
Lineage: Eukaryota; Fungi; Ascomycota; Sordariomycetes; Hypocreales; Bionectriaceae
Product: triose/dihydroxyacetone kinase / FAD-AMP lyase (cyclizing)
Exons: 1
Coding region: 1-1773 (590 amino acids)
Biological process (GO): glycerol catabolic process
Cellular component (GO): cytosol
Molecular function (GO): ATP binding; glycerone kinase activity
Source: RefSeq, a predicted model, not a curated record